CCGGAAGUAGAAUAUGCUGGCGGAACUUGUUUUAAAGGCUCAUGUUUUGCGCGCAGCCCUUGACAAGGACUCCAACACUGAAGGCAAGUGGACUUCAACACCCAGUCCCUGCUCACACCUAUGCUGAUACUCUUCAUCUGCUGUUGGCUUCAUAACUCGACAGCAUGGAGCAGAACAACAGCUUGCCUCCAUUUCCACAAGGCAUAGCAUCUCCUCAGGGGGCCAUGACACCUGGACUUCCUCUCUUUAGCCCAAUGAUGCCUUAUGGCACAGGGCUUACACCACAACCUGUGCAGAACAGUCUGUCACUGCUAGAGGAGCAGCAGCGGCAGCAGCAGCAGCAGCAGCAGCAGGUCUCCCAGCAGCAGGGUGGGAUAGUGGGAGCAUCAGGCCAGACACCCCAGCUCUACCACUCGCAGGCGGUUACCACAACCACAGCACUGCCGGGCAACACCCCUCUUUCCUCCACCCUCCUAAGUCCCAUGACGCCUGUUCCUGCCACACCCGAGAGCUCAGGCAUUGUCCCUCAGCUUCAGAAUAUUGUGUCAACUGUGAAUUUGGGGUGCAAACUUGACCUGAAGACGAUAGCACUGCGAGCCAGGAAUGCUGAGUAUAAUCCAAAGCGUUUUGCUGCCGUCAUCAUGAGAAUACGAGAACCCAGAACCACUGCCCUGAUUUUCAGUUCAGGCAAAAUGGUGUGCACAGGAGCUAAGAGUGAGGAACAGUCUCGUCUGGCAGCCAGAAAGUAUGCGAGAGUAGUACAGAAAUUGGGGUUCCCUGCCAAAUUUCUAGAUUUUAAGAUUCAAAACAUGGUCGGAAGCUGUGAUGUUAAGUUCCCAAUCCGAUUAGAGGGUCUGGUCCUAGCCCAUCAGCAGUUCAGCAGUUAUGAACCUGAAUUAUUCCCUGGGUUAAUUUAUAGAAUGAUCAAACCCAGAAUUGUACUUUUAAUAUUUGUCUCAGGCAAAGUUGUUCUCACAGGUGCAAAGGUCAGAGGUGAAAUCUAUGAAGCAUUUGAAAAUAUAUACCCUAUCUUAAGAGGAUUUAGGAAAGCAACAUAAUCCUAUUUGGAAGCACCUUCAUCAACCUUGUUUGUCAGUACUGAGUCUAAUGGGAUAUGUUCUCCUAGUCUCAUUUUAAUUAUGUACAAAACAAUGUCUUUUGUUCACUUAAUGAAUAGAAACUUUUAUUACUUUUUUUUUUUUUUUUUUUAAUUCAGCUGUUUUGUGGCUGUUAUUGUCCACAUUCUUAUGGCAGUCCUUUUAAUGGUUUUAAUGUUUUCCUCCUUUUGUACAUUAUACCACACAUUCCUUUUAAUACAGGCAGGUUACUUCCUGAGUGGUUCUAAUUUGUCAUGUUACAAGAGAAGUGUUAAUGCUGUGAAGCUACAGCAUUAAUGUCCAUUGUCUGGAUCACAGUUAAGUUCUGUUCAACACAAAGUAAGCUGAAGAUGGUUAGAUGAUGCACAGAUGAGUUUGACUCGACUUGUUCUGGCUCGUUCAGCGCAAACAGUUGAUAUGUUGAGUUUGGCUGCAUAAAGUUGUCAUUUCAUUUGAAUUUACUAGCUUCCCUAACCCAUGCCUAUAACAUGCUAUAUGCAGUCAAUUUAGGAUUCAAAAGAUUUUAGGAAAUGGUAGUUCUCCAUUCAUGAUCAAUCAAGCACCUUCAAUUAAGUGCAAGUACCCUUGGAAGAUCUCAGCUGUUUUUGUUGAAACUUAAGCUGCGUGCUUUCUUAUACACAUGGCUUAAAAGGUUUUAGAUCCUGUACACUCUUGACUGUUUAGGUUUUGCAAUGCCAGAGUCUGGAAUAUGAUUUGGUGCAACUAACAUGUAUAUCCAUUGUAUGGGUUAAUGAAGCCUCUUGUAAAGCACUGCUUAUGUAACUUUUUCUGCCUUUGUUGAUUUGCUUUGAAACACUGGCAAAUAAAUAUUUAUGUUUAUAA
Molecule: messenger RNA, 1940 nt
Organism: Electrophorus electricus (electric eel)
Lineage: Eukaryota; Metazoa; Chordata; Actinopteri; Gymnotiformes; Gymnotidae
Gene: tbp
Product: TATA box binding protein
Biological process (GO): DNA-templated transcription initiation
Molecular function (GO): DNA binding
Source: RefSeq, a predicted model, not a curated record